CAAAAUCCCAGCGCAGUUUUGCCAGGGACGCUGUGCAGGAAGCAGCUCGGUUUCUAAAAAUAUCGGGGACAUGAAUUGGGGCGCGCGUCACCUCAAUUUCAUUUUGUUUGCGUGAUCUUAUUAACGAUCAGAGCCGAUCCAUGGUUUCCCCGCCCGUUACGAACGUGCUUCCGUGCGCCAGAGGCGAUUCUUCGCUUAUGAACAACCGAAAAACCACACCAGUCCAACCUUUACUUUAACCCCCUAAACCACACUACUGUCGUGCUCUACCCAUAGACAUUUGAUGUCCCUGGUUAUCCGCUUGACUGAGCCUAGUGUCUUCGUGUCGCCACCUCGGCGUCAUGAACACAGAAUCCCAACGGAUGUCACGGCUCCUUCCAUUAUCCGUGGUCUCCUCGUGCUGAAACUCUCACACACUGCGAAAAUAACAAGCAUUGAUGUGUCACUUGAUGGGAUAUCUACAACAGACUGGCCAGAAGGUGGGGAGGACAGGCCUGUAGUGCAUUGCAAUACAGAAGUAGUGAUUGACUAUUCACUAGGUAUUGGGCCACGAAGGCUAGAUGUAGUUGAAGCGCAAGCCUUCCUAUCGAUCAAGACCUCGCUGCUAGAUUCUAUUGCGACAAAUCGCCGCGCCUUGUCAUUGGGGCCUGGCGUUAGCGACAUCCCAGACAACUUGGAAGAGGGGUUUUCGCUUACCGCUGACGGCACCAGCGCGCGCCGUGGGGAAGAGCCCAUGAGCGUUCAAUCCUUACCACAAGGCCGACUUAGAACUAUUCCUCGCUUCAUUCGCCAUAUUCCCCUGCAGCCUCACCUGUAGCCCAGUCCGCCUAUGAAUUAGUGGUACCCGGAACAACCCGUCAAGCUCCGAGACCCUCUUUGUACAGGUUGGGAAGCGGUGAACCAACGUCUCAGUUGCCCGGGGGAAACACUUUGAGUUCCAGUAUCCCGAUCGCGUCGUCCUCGUCCAACCCUCCACCUCGCCAUCAUCGGCCCGGGAGGCGUGACAGUCUCAAUCCAGACGA
This is a messenger RNA of Cantharellus anzutake, 1022 nucleotides long. RefSeq lists its product as uncharacterized. The record is from RefSeq and is a predicted model, not a curated record. NCBI's taxonomy places the organism in Eukaryota, Fungi, Basidiomycota, Agaricomycetes, Cantharellales, Hydnaceae. Bases 284 to 817 code for a protein of 177 amino acids. The transcript is spliced from 4 exons.